Messenger RNA from Athene cunicularia (burrowing owl), 851 nucleotides. It is a transcript of the gene LRRC23, whose product is annotated as leucine rich repeat containing 23. The record is from RefSeq and is a predicted model, not a curated record. The transcript is spliced from 6 exons. The annotation marks the transcript as partial. Gene Ontology annotation, molecular function: protein binding. NCBI's taxonomy places the organism in Eukaryota, Metazoa, Chordata, Aves, Strigiformes, Strigidae.
AGCGGGGCGCCGCGGCCCGCGCAGGCCGGGUGGUGGCGGCCGCCGUUUGCCCUGAGGGAGCUCCCGCGGCGGGGCGGGGAGCGGGGCCUCUGGGGAUGGAGGGCGAAGAGCGGGACGGGGAGGAGUACACCCUUCAGGAGGAGGAGGAGGCGGCGCGGUCGAAGCAGGAGGAGGAAGAACAGGUGCUGGCCCCGCGUCCCCUGACGGAGGAGGUCCUGAAGGAGGGCCUGUCCCUCCUCUGUAAGUCCGGCAACGGCCUGGCCCAUGCCUACGUGAAAUUUGAAGCCAAAUCCAAGGACUUGACUGACGUCAGCAUCCUCGAAAGAUUCAUUCACCUGCGGUAUGUGGAUUUAUCAGACAACAAGCUGCAUGAUUUGUCUCCGCUGAGCAGCCUAACACACCUGCUUUGGCUGAAGGUGGAUGGGAAUCUGCUUAGCAGUGCCUGCAUGCAGGAGCUGCCCUACCUCCAGAUCAUCAGCUUUGCUCACAACCGCAUCAAGGAUAUGGAGGGUAUUACUCACCCCCGCUUAGCCAACCUCAGCCUAAAAGGAAAUAAAAUCCAGACAGCUCUGGGUCUGAGUCACAGCCAAUUGUUCAGCCUGCAAAUCCUGGAGCUGCGAGGAAACAAACUAGAGAGCACAGCCGGGCUCAAUCUUCCCAAGCUCAAGAACCUCUAUCUGGCCGAGAACACCAUUCGGAGCCUUGAAGGCCUUGAGGGCCUGGGGCAGCUGGCAGCUCUGCACCUGCGUGACAACCAGCUGGAGACCCUGGAUGGAUUCUGCAGCAGCAUGAAGUGCCUGCAGUACCUCAAUUUACGAAUCAGAGAAUCACGUAGGUUAGAAAAGACCUUG